AUGUUUAUUAUCAAGUAUCAAGACAAAAUUUCAAGAUAUACGCGUAUUGAUAUUGAAAACAUCAAGUUCUUAAGAGACUGCUUGGCAAUUCUCAAGAAGCUUAUUUCCACGUUCGAAUCAGAUAAAACCAAGAUAUCUGAUUGCUACGUAUGGCUUUGCAAGGGUAUUGAAGCACUCCAAUACCUUUCCAGCAGCAACAACAAUCCUUUUGCUGGAAUCCUUUCAAGAUCGUUGUUGAACUAUACCCUUGGAUCGGACUUUGGAGGUCUUUGGUGCUUAGCCUUCGCUUUUACACCGAAAGGUAGGUAUUAUUUCAACCAAAAAUUCGUCCACGGAGCGCAGAUCAACGAAUCUCCGGCAAUUAAUUCAUUUGAUAUUACAAACGUAACUUUCGUUAAUCCAGUAGAAGACAUUCAAUCUAUCUAUAUGGACUCUAUCUUUGAAGAAGGUUCGACUGAAGUUUCUCUUGAUAUGGUUGAGGAGGGAUCAAUUCGUCAGGUAACUGCUACAAUUGACCCUCCUAUGCUUGAUCUCGCAGAUGUAACAUCUAGUUCAAAUCAGCCGGUUAACCAUUUUGUUGCAGCUAGGCAGUAUCUCAAAAGUAUUUUGGAACAAUUUCGUAUUCCGGGUCAAACAAUAACAGAUAUUAUUACACUAUUUAACACGUAUAUUAAUAGUGAUAAUGAUAUCUUCUCUGAUGAUAUGAUUCAAGAACGUCAAGAAUACGGUUGGGAAGAAAUCUCUCAUAGAGAUGGCAAUGUAUCAAUCUUUGCAGAUAUCGCCCUUCGUGUUAUCUCCGCUUCACCUUCAGAAGCAACAUGUGAGAGAACAAUAAAAGACCAAAGAUUGAUACUAAAUUUGAAAAGAUUACGUUCUCACAAAAUUUUAUUAGAUAGGCGAGAAAUUUUAAUGGCUACAAAAUAA
Molecule: messenger RNA, 924 nt
Organism: Trichomonas vaginalis G3
Lineage: Eukaryota; Parabasalia; Trichomonadida; Trichomonadidae
Exons: 1
Coding region: 1-924 (307 amino acids)
Source: RefSeq, a predicted model, not a curated record